UGGACCUGCAGGACAACCCCGCCCCCUGGGGUAGCGCUGACCAAUGGGGAGCGUUAACCCCGCCCACGCCGAGGGGGCGCGGCCAAUCAAGGGGCGCGAUGGCGGCGCCGGUGCGGGACCGCGAGGCGCUGCAGCGGCUCAACUUUCUCUUCCAGGCCGCCCACUGGGUGCUCCCCCACAGCCCGGCCCUCGCCCGCUUCUACUGCAGCACCCAGCGUGGGGCCGCCCGCCGCCUCGUGCUGCGCAUGGCCCCCUCAGUGAAGCGUACCGUGUGCCGCCGCUGCUGCUCCCUGCUGCUGCCGGGCCUUGGGGGCUGCCUGCGCCUGCGAGGGGGGGGGCAGCCCCGCUGGGUGCUGCGGUGCCGGAGCUGUGGGCGCUGCCGGCGGUACCUCUGUCAGCGGGAGCUCCGCCCCCAGGUGCAGGCCACGCCCUCUGGCCCCGCCCCAGCGGACAGCCCAGCCUAAGAACUACCUGGCGACAGAGCGGCCACGCACCCUCUGAUUGGUCUCUGCAGAAGCCAGGUGUAACCAAUCAGAAGACACCAACUGCAGAAAUAAACCCUUUAUUCCAUA
Molecule: messenger RNA, 572 nt
Organism: Tyto alba (common barn owl)
Lineage: Eukaryota; Metazoa; Chordata; Aves; Strigiformes; Tytonidae
Gene: RPP21
Product: ribonuclease P/MRP subunit p21
Exons: 5
Coding region: 99-464 (121 amino acids)
Biological process (GO): tRNA processing
Cellular component (GO): nucleolar ribonuclease P complex
Source: RefSeq, a predicted model, not a curated record